AUGGAUAGGGUUCAAAUUCAAGAAAAAAUAUUAACCAAGUUUGAUAAGGAGUUUUUCUCUCUUGUCCACAGUCGGAUGGUUGUUAAUUCACAUUUUCUGAGCAAUUCAUGACCUGGAUCAUUUGGUUUUGCAGAAAACGAAGAGAAUAAUACUUACGAUAUUAUUACCAAAGAUUGGAUAGCAUUAAAUAUUAGAAACAUAAAUCUCCCUUCAGACAUCUCUACUACGAUGGAAAUCAAUUAUAGUAAGAAGGAUUAUAAGAAGAUUCUGCACAUUUUGGAGAAUGUCAAAUUUAACAAAUUUUUACAUUUUGUUAUUAAUUCUAAAACCAUAAUAAGAAUGAAUAAACUGAGGAAUUUAAAAAUCAAUAUUAUUAAGAUUUUGCCAAGAGCUACUGGGGAGGUAAAUAUAUCGAAAUUUAUGCUUCCCAAAAAAUUCUUCCUGGCGUUAAUGAAAAGUAUCCAUUCAGUGCCUUCGCUAGUGUUAAACUUAUGAUGCUUAGAAGAAGUAGAUUCAAAAGUAAGACUUAGAGGAAAUUAUGAACUAGUCCAACUAACUUUAAGCAGAUGUAUGAAUAUUAGCAAAAUAGAUCUUGCUCACGACAUGCCAGAAACUAUCUCCAUUUUCAAAUUUAUAAAAUAAUUCCCCUUUCUCCAAAACACUCUCAAUGAUCAUGACUGACGAAAUUGGCACAGAAGACCAGAUCCAGACCCUCAGAAAGGAAUUUUCCCUCACUCACAUCUGCUUCAACGGAAAAACCCGGACUCCCACUGCCACAUUUUAUUUAUUCUAGCA
Messenger RNA from Moneuplotes crassus, 795 nucleotides. The record is from the annotation of a GenBank genome assembly. Lineage: Eukaryota; Ciliophora; Spirotrichea; Euplotida; Euplotidae.